CAUCUAAUAUAUCUGAUAAUACUUCAAAUUCUGAUGUUGCUCCUGAACGAAUAGAAAAUAGUUCUAAUAAUACACCCAAUUCUGAUCCAUACCAGGAAAAGGAUAGCCGAUCUUUCACAUCUCCUAUUCCUAUAUGA
Molecule: messenger RNA, 137 nt
Organism: Funneliformis caledonium
Lineage: Eukaryota; Fungi; Glomeromycota; Glomeromycetes; Glomerales; Glomeraceae
Source: the annotation of a GenBank genome assembly